This is a messenger RNA of Rhipicephalus sanguineus (brown dog tick), 1650 nucleotides long. RefSeq lists its product as uncharacterized. The transcript has 9 exons. Bases 103 to 1146 code for a protein of 347 amino acids. The record is from RefSeq and is a predicted model, not a curated record. Lineage: Eukaryota; Metazoa; Arthropoda; Arachnida; Ixodida; Ixodidae.
AAAUGGCGGCUUCCUUGGUACCGUUCGAAGUGGACUUCAAUGCGGUUGGUGUAAGUGUUCUGUGACGGUAGUUGCUGCUACGACAGCGGCUCUCUGGCAGGCAUGGAGGAAGGAGAAAGACGGGCGAUACCGUCGAGCCAUUAUAAGGCUCGCAACGAGUAUUGCCGGAGACGUCGCAAACAGCAAGCCGAGUCCGAUCACCCAGCCGACAGAGCUCGACGAGAGAUCAGAUUGGCCAAACAGAGAGAGCGGACGCGGAUGAAGAGGGCUGCCGAGACCCCUCAAGAACGAGAAGCGAGAUUGGCGGCUGUCCGGAAGUACUACCACGCUCGUAAGCGUCCCAAGCUCCAAGCUCGUAAGCGCUCCAAGCUCGCCGCCUCCGAAGUCGCCGUUCAAAGAGGAGGUGACGCCAGUGCCGAGUGUAUGGAUAGACUGACGGACCAAUCCAUUCGUUCGUCGCAGUGUGUAUCGGCCACGAACCGCUUCAAUCGUGUCCUUCCGUAUGGCAACUCGUCUGAUGUGUGGCCAUUGUGUUCGGGCCCUCCAGAAGUGAACGAGCAUAAACCGACUAAGCAGCGGUCCCUGCUACGGUCCCUGCUACUAAAGGAUGUGUCCUUACCUCUGCAAACGAGAAGCACUGAAACGUCAAGGGAUGCAUCCAUUGCAGAUUGUGAACCAGAGAGGCACUAUGUCUGGCGGAAGGGCGUGCGAUUGCGCAUCCUCGAAAUGCCCGACGUAAUCGAGACGAGAGCUGUGGACAGGACCAAGGCCGUGGACGAGACCGGAGCUGUGGACGGGACCAAAGAACUUACAGUGCCGAGUGGCCCAUUGACAACAUUGCCUCCUGACGCGACCUGCGGAGACAUCAAGGACGACACGCCACCGCCAAAUAGCCCCCCUCCUCUGCUGUCUCUUGUCAUGGAGAGCGCCAGCAUCAAGGAGGAACCGAGCAGCCCUACGACCACUCUGCAUACUGUCAUGGAGCGUGUUGACAUCAAGGUUGAACCAAGUAGCCCCACGGCAAUCCUUCCUCUUGUGAUGGAGUGUGCAGACAUCAAAGAAGAACCAAGUAGCCCUACAGCCAUGCUUCAUUCUGAACACCUUGGCACGAAUGACAAAGGCCAGCAGCCCUUCUUCCAUGCAUAAUCUCCAUAAGGCGUGAAGCAACACUUAGACUACCAGACACAAAGCCACCAAAGGUAGUAUCCCAGGAAUCUCUGGUGGACAUUUCAUGGCUCCAGUGACACCGUGCAGCAGCAACACUUACAUCAGCGAACCUCAUGAGUACACCAUGUGCAGAGGUUGUUUCACACAUGUGGUUGAAAAGCUGCAUCUGUGCUCCAUCUUCAAGUGGAUGGUUAUAAACAAGCGCUCACCCACGAUCCAUUAGCUUGCGCACUCUGGCGAAAAAACGCUUCCCUCUUCGACCUGUGGAGGACUGUUCGUGCAGAGGCACGUUACGCGGAGUCUGUGGGAGCAUCGGCUCUCGGAAAGAAGACAACAAAGUGUGAAAGAAAAAAAUACCCGUCAUGCACUGUAUUCAAAUUACCUCCUGUAAAUAAUGUAAAUACAUUUGUGUCUCAUUCUCUACCAUGACUAUUUCUUCUACAAACUGGCACUGAAAGCCACUGGAGUAUGCUCGCCCGGACA